UUUGGCCAUUACUAAUUAUCGAGGGGGACUUGACAAAGUCUGUGGUGGUUGCGGGCCUGCUGCAGUUUAGCUAUGAUCUACGGAAGCUGAUUUCAGCUCAUUGCCGCCACUCAACAAAAUGCUAGACAGGCAUCAAAUCUGACUCUGAAUCAGCAUCUGAGCUCGUGUUUGUUCACCUCCGAUGGGCCCCUGCGAGGGACAUACGUCACCGAUGCAGGAAGAAGAUGUGGUUUGCCGCGAAGAGCGUAACGGAGGAAAGGAAAUAGUUACAGAGAGCGUGCUGUGAGAACCGUCUCCAUAGACGCAGAGGACAGGUAGACGUAACCUCACCACCUCUUUUCCAGAUGGAAUACCUUCCUCACGGCACCGAAGGAAAAGGCGUGUUACCCUCUGCCCACGGUGAAGAAACUCCUGGAGCAGAAGAGAAAGAGAGAGACCUCCUCAGCCCCUCCAUCCUGCUCUGCAGCAUCUUACACUGCUGGUGGCGCUGCAUCUGUCCCAGUGUUGGCAUCAGGACAAUCUCCCACUGCCGCUCUUCUUUUGCAGGAGCCGGUGCGAGCUACACAGACAUGGGAGCAGUCAGAUAUGACCGAUGGGAAGUUCCCAGCAUUCAUCAGGUGCAUUCCUCGCUGCAGCACUGCUGCUCAUUCCCGUUCAUGCCUAGUUCUUCCGCCGCGCAAAACUUUAACCAGACUGGACAGACGCUUGUCACUGGCUACAGCACUCAGCAGAUACAAGACUGCCAGGAUGCCCAGACAACACAGCAAUAUUCUAUAACAGAGUGCCCUGUGACUGCAGUAGGGACUGAUAUGACUGGGACUGUCCCCAUUCAGACCUCUGGCUUGUGCUGGCCCUCUGAGUCCAGAGCAGAGGAUCACACAAGCCCAUACCCUCUCCAAGAGUUCAGGCCCCAGAUGGAUAUGGUGAAGCUGCAGGAGGCCAGGGUCUACCUGCAAACCAUGGAUUACAGUAGGACCACCUGGCAGGAUGAUGACGGGGACACCAUUCUACAUAUCUACACCGCAAAAGGCCUGAGGGAAUAUGCUUUUGCUGCUGCGGAGAAACUUAGUGAGCUGGGGAAACUGGACUCUAAAGAACACAAGGGCAAGACUGCUUUGCUGGUGGCUGUAACUGCCAAUCAGCCAGAUAUAGUCCAUGACCUUCUCUCUCUGGGUGCAGACAUCAGUAUCUGUGACGUCAACGGUCAAACAGCACUUCAUCUGGCUGCCACAUAUGGUUUCCCUCGUGUCAUGCAGGUUAUUCUCAACGCUGGACUGCGAGUGGACCUGGAGGCUCGUAAUUUUGAAGGUCUGACUCCUCUGCAUUGCGCAGUGAUCUCUCACUGUGCCACGAUAAAGGCUUUAAAUGCCUCCUCAUCCUCAACGUGGCUAGCUGAUGGCAGUCUACAGACUCAAGCAGAAGAUAAACUGCUGUGCUUACGGCUUCUUAUUAAUGCUGAGGCUUCGGUUGUCAGUCAGGAAAUCAAAAGCAACAAGACAGUUCUUCACCUGGCAGUGAAGGAGGGGAAUAUCCAUCUUGUGCGCUUCCUCCUCAGCCUCCAACUCUCCAAUAUGCAGGCGUUCAUUAACAUGAAAGCUCAUGGACACACCGCCCUGCACAUGGCUGCGGGGCUGCAUGGAAACCCCUUUCAGGAGGAACUGAUCCGACUGCUGCUGAGCUGUGGUGCUGAUCCCAGCAUCCGCAACCUGGAGAACGACCAGCCCGCUCAUUUGCUGCAGAGCGGAGACAAAGGAGAGAGACUCAAGCUCAUCUUGAAGAAGAAAAGUGCCUCCUCUAGGCGGCGUUUUACAUCCUUACAGGACCAAGAGUGACCAGGACUGAUUUUUAGUCCCAGCGUAUCCCUCAUUCUCCAGUAGAGAUGCAGUCAGUCAUCUGGAUCAAUUAAUAGCAUCCACAUGAAACAUUAAUCAUAGGAGUGUAACGAUACGUGAAUCGUGUAUAGUACGGUUCAUGGUCAUUUUCCAAAGUCAAAGCGAUCACCCUUAUUCCCUUGUUAGUGGGCACUUUGGAGUGAGCAGGGCACGUGCGUGAAAGUAUUCAGUCGUUUAGUCACAUGUUAGUCACAUUAUCUUCAACCGGGAUGAUCCUGUGACAAUGAACCCAGCGCGGUAUGCGUCAGCAGAUUCUUUAAAAAAAAUAAAAUGUAUGUUUAUUUGCAACAGCUACACUAACACCAAUAAAAAGACAUUUAUGACAUGAAAUUAGUGACAUCUGCUGACGCACACCCGCUGUGUUGUCACAGGAACAUCCCAGUUGAAGAUAAUGAGGAAAUGACAUCACUCCCUUUGACAAGCGCAUUCCAGACGACUAAAUAAUGGCGCGCACGGGAUCAGGAUGAUCGCUCUGAUUUGGAAACGGCCAUGAACCGUACGAUAUUUAAUUCAUCGCGAUAGUUUUGCUAAUCGUUCACCACCAAGACCUGAAUGAAAAGUUAAGAUUUAAUAUCAGAGAGCUUUAAAAAAAAAUAAUAAUCCCCAAAAACAUCAUCUCUGGAGAAGAAUGGGUUCAUCUUCAGUAUCCUUUCAUGAGGAUUUUCAAAUAUUGCAUCAUUUUUAGUAUGACAAUAUAUUUUUAGGAUCUUUAAUUGAUUCUGCGCCAUAAAGCUGCUUCCGCUCAUUUUAGUUUGAUCGUGAAAAGUGAUUUCAAUGAAACCGUCACGAGGACUGUCCGUACCAGUCGAGUUUCCACCUUCGAAUCUAAACCACAUUGGUUUGCUUUUUUAACUCACUGUAUCAGUGGGAUAUUCUUCAUUUGUUUUGUGAUGUAUUUAUAUAGCUUUUGGUUGGUAUAUGUUGCAUAUCAUUGUCUGUGCUCAUAUUCAUGUUACUUUCACUCAGGGUGAAGAUCAUAUAUUUAUUUUAUUGUUUGAUAUGAAUGACAUCAGUUCUCUAUGUAAUGCACUUUUCUCAGCAGCACACUUGAUAUCAUAGUUGUCCUUACAGGAGAUGUGUCAUCCAGCCAUGUAUGUGAAUGUGUUAUUUUGAUGAGUCACACUUGAGGGGGUGAAAUGUCAGGGGGUUCUGAGGUAAGAAGGUAGUUUUGUCAUCAAGACCUUCCAGAAUCAAAAUGUCAAAAUCAUUGAUAUGAUUUAACAAUGUUAUUUCAGUGGAAUAGUAUGAAAGGAAUGGUUUCUUUGUGUAGGGAUAGUGCCCAUCUUGUAUCAAGAUUUCAAAUGUUGAGGAUGUUGUUGUCGAGUGCUAUGCAUGAUUCAUCGGGUUCAAGUACCCAGAGUCCCUCUGGAAAUUCAAAUGAGGGAAAACACACGCUAAUGUCACUUUCUCGUAAAAACAAAGAGAGGUCUGUGGAUUUAUGAGAAUUACUUUGAAAGCAAAGUGCAAACUGCCUUCUAAGAAAUCAUUUAUGUUUUAACAAAUAUCGCAAACACUCAUUGAAUCAAACCAUCUGACAAAACUAAAUCCUGCGAGUAUAAAAAGUAGCAUUAAAAUGUGCUUGAUCGUAUGUACAAUGUUUUUUUUUUAUAUAUAUAUAUAUUGUCUAUGAAGUGUCAUCUUUAAUGA
Puntigrus tetrazona (Sumatra barb) is the source of this 3539-nucleotide messenger RNA. It is a transcript of the gene nfkbid, whose product is annotated as NF-kappa-B inhibitor delta. NCBI's taxonomy places the organism in Eukaryota, Metazoa, Chordata, Actinopteri, Cypriniformes, Cyprinidae. Gene Ontology annotation, molecular function: protein binding. Gene Ontology annotation, biological process: regulation of gene expression. The record is from RefSeq and is a predicted model, not a curated record. Gene Ontology annotation, cellular component: nucleus. The coding region runs from base 345 to 1832 and encodes 495 amino acids. The transcript has 12 exons.